AUGUUCCAUACUGAUCAAGAUGAUGCUGACCAAAAAGUGGUGCAUUUCUUUAGAAAAGUCACAUCAGUUGUCCAUUGUUUUCUCAUUCUUGCAUUUCAUAUUAUUUGCCCAUUCUGUUUCUUUUUCUUUCCAUGUUACUCUUUUUUGAGAACUCCCCUUUCUCUCUCUCUCUCUCUUCUUUCUUUUAUCCUCUCUUCGUUCAUUUUUUGUUUCCUACUGCUUUUCUUCAUCUCUAUCUCUUUUCCUCAUUCUCCCAUUUUUGAUUUCUCUUUUUUGUCCAAACCUCUCUCUCUCUCUCUCUUUCUAUUGUCUUCUUCCCUUUUUAGCCAAUUCUUUUUUUUUCUCUUUCUCCAGAUCUAUCUUUCAUUUCCUCUCUCUUCAUUCCUUCUUACUCGCUCUCUGUUCCUUUCUUUCUGGUUAUCUUCUUUCUCCAAAUCUCACUUUAUUUCUCUCUACCACUCUCUCCUCUCCCCUUUAUCUCUGUUUUUUUACGUCUUUCUUCAAAUCAUUUUCUUUACUUCUCACCCAUUCUCUGUUCCUUUCUUUUCCCAUUUGCUUCUUUCUCUGGAUUUCACAAAUAUAUAUAUAUAUAUGCUGGACACUCCCGUUGUAUCCGAUUUAUGA
This is a messenger RNA of Acanthosepion pharaonis, 624 nucleotides long. Lineage: Eukaryota; Metazoa; Mollusca; Cephalopoda; Sepiida; Sepiidae. The record is from the annotation of a GenBank genome assembly.